CUUACCUAAUACUGUCAGCCAGCUCGGGGUAAUUUGAUUUUUUUUUUUUUAAAACCAACUUGAAACAUGUGAUGAGAAAGAAAUGUAUAAUCCGUGAUGAACGUUUUCACACACUAAAAAAAGGAGCUGUGGAUUUUCGAAACAGUUAUGCUGUAUUAAAGGAAAUAAAAUAGAAAUAAAAAUAUUUUAGAAAAAACAGUAAAUUUAUUGGAAACUUUGCCAAACUUUGUCCAGCUUUUCCCACACUGACCACUAGGGGUCAGGAGUGCAAGGGGUAACGUUUCCAGUAAGUGUGGGAUAAUAAACGCUGCUCUUCGAACACUGGCAGCAUUUGGACUCAAUUUUAUCACGGUUCCUCUUCAUUGCCAAUAUUAAGGGAUCUUUUUCAGCAACACGAACUCUAAACCUACAGAUCACAAGACUUACAACAUUUAUUUGUCUUAAUUGUUGCCACAUGGGAAAAAACAGCAAACAUUGUCAUAAACAACUCCAGGACAGUUGAAUCAACAACUAAAGUGUUAGUCUCUCUGUUUAAAAAAUAAUUUGAUGUUCAUACUGCUAAUUGUGUAAUGUUUCUGCUGAAUUAGCUUGGCUUGCUCCUUAUUCACGACAGUAAGGAGACACUAAUGCUCGGGGCUCAGGUCUGCAGCACCAUGAGGUCACAGCAGCACAACUUUGAAUGGGUUUGUCAUGUAGUUACAAUUUUAAAUCGAACUAUUAAAAUAUAAAAUCCUAAAAUAAUUGUGUGUUUACAUUUUCCUUAAUUUCUAGCUGGUUGGUUACAUUUCUUCUAAGGUUGCACUUAGGUUCGUCUGUCUACUCUGUCUAUAUAGUUUCCCUGCCAAUUGAAGGAUAGCAUGCCCACAGCAUGAUGCAGCCAUCACUGUUUUGCAUGGAGGGGGAUUAUGUUUUCAAGGUGACAAUCAGUGUUAUUUAUCUCUCAAAGCAUUUUGCCUCUAAACCAAAACCUUAGGUUUUAGUUUCAUUUGACCAAAGCUGUAUCCCUCACAAGGCUUGUGGCAAACUGCACACAGGACUUAUGGCUUUCUUUCAAUAAUGACUGUCUUCUUCAUGAAGACCAGAUUUGUGAACCUUGUGUCUGAUAGUUUUCCUUUCAAUGAAUUCUCCCACCUGAACUGUGGCUCUCUGGAGCUCCUCUUGAUGAAUUAUUUGAUUAAUACGCUCUUUGCAUAGCCAGCAGGUUAGGUGGCCAUGUCUUUGUAUAUUUAUGGUACAGGUGUCCCGUACUUUGCCGUCUUUCCAUUUUCCAUCAAAACAUAACAGCCACACUUUUCAGAAAACCUGCUAUAUUCCUUUUGACUCCACAGCUAUGCACUAAGUUGUGUUGGUCUAUUGCAUAACAUCCUAAUAGAAAGUAUGAAGGUUUUAGUUGCAACGUGACAAAUAGGAUUUCUUUCUCAAGGCGCUGUAUAAUACAAAAAGAUCGUGGAUGAACACUUUGUUUGACUAUUACGGGUACAGAAAGUGCAGUUGUCAGGUCGACUCCACCCCUGAUAACCCGGGAGGGGGUUUAUUGCCAAGUCAUUAGUAUAUUUUAGGGCUACUAAAUUCAAGAAAAAUAGUGAAGCGACCUGAAUGAAAAGAAUUGCUACAAACAGUUCACAAUGUUGUUUGUAAUAAAUAAAAAAUUAAACUUAAGGACAGUGUGCGCAAGAUCCAAGAGGACAAAUUCCUGCACACUAGGGUUGGACUUUCUGUGGGUUCAUUCGAAUAUCCUGUCCGUCCAAUCCGUGCGCAGGUCCGGAUCAGUGGCUCCUCCUCUCCGCCGCCUGCUCCCACAUGUAUGUCCUCUCUUCGUCUGUUGCAUUGUCUCAUUUGGGACGCAGAGCACGGAGCCCAGUGGACUGACAGGAAAACUGGAGGAUGUCAAAGGAAAGUCAAGCCUGGGACCGAUGUGAGGGAUAAUAGCUGAUGGUUUGGAUCGACUGAUUCUAGUCAGAGAGAGAGAGCUGCAUGAAGCUGCAAGCUCCACGGCUCUGCACAGAUGGACAGGGUUACGUUUCAGUUAAUUAAAGCUAUGUUAACAUCGCUUGUCCGGACUUGCGUGGCUCUACUUGGAGCUGCACCUUAAACCCAGUCCAGACCCUCAUUUCCGUCGCGCAGUAGCUGGACUGUGUUCAGAGGUGCGCACCGGAUCCGCCGCCUUCGCCCAGGAUGGCCGCCCGCCGCGGCUGCGUGAACUCGCUCUGGUCGGGCACCGAGCGGGUCCGCAUCGGAGAGCGGCUCAAAGCGACGCUGGCGGGGGUGCUGGAGUUGGAGUUGCUUCGGCGCAAACACCUGGAGAUGGUGGACGCCGCACUGAGGCAGCGAGCGCCCGGGGAACCGCGGGCGGAGGAGGCGGAGAGCGCCGCCUCGGAUACAGAGCGUGGCUCUGCGACAUCCCGCAGGCAACAGGCUGCCUCCCCCUCAAACAUAAUGGGGUCAGUCUGUCACAGUAGCCCAGAGGAGUGUCUCAGUAACUCGGGGGAUGUGACUGUCCAGUCCUCAUCUGGCAGGGGUUGUAACUCCCGGUGGUCCACUCUGUCCUGGGACGCCUCCUCCGACCUGCUCUCCCCUCCAACUCCGGACUCCGGCGGCUUGGUCAACCUGGAUAGCGACUCCAGACCUAGUUCAGGUUUCUACUCAGUGAGUGGGAGCUCUCUGUCAGACUCAAGCUACUCCGUGUCGAGUGAGGCUGCCAUUGUUGGACCAGUGACCCCUGCCAGACCCCCAAAACCGUGGGAGCAGGUUCCUGCUUCUGCUUACAACACUGACAUCCUGUGGUCAGAAGGUGCCGUGCAGAUGCAGCAGCCUGCGAUGGAUAACGGCCAAGAGGACACUGAACCAAAAGAAGAACCACCUGCACCAGCUUCAGAAGAUCCAGCUGCAGAGGACCACGAUGCCACUGGUCUCAGCUUUCUGUCUGACCUUUGUAAGGUGGUCGGCGACUCACUGGUUUCCUUUAUCAUCCCCCUUCUUAAUCCCUCUUCAUCCCCCUCAUCUGUGCAUUUAAAGCCCCGGUUGGACCUCUGCUACUGCACAGACUUGGUGUCUCGUCGAACGAAAGAAGUCUACUCUUAUCCAAGCCCACUGCACGCCGUCGCCCUCCAGAGCCCCCUCUUUACCUCGCUGAACCAAGAACAGUCAACCUCCACAACUUCUGAAGAAGCCCAGGACAUUGAGGUGGUAGAAGCAAACCCUGAAGCCGCUGCUCCUCUCCAGCCUCAAGAGCUUCCCACUCUAGCUUCUGUCAGCCACCUGGAGCAGUACAUCACUCUGUUGGCCCACCAGUACCACAAACGGGUAAAUCCUUCCACCUCUGAUCUCAUGUCAGCUGCUGCUCCUGGUCCAGUCCCACAAAGACCUAUUUGCACUUCUGGGAAAAGUCAUGGCUCCACCCAAUCUCUGUCUGCCUUUGAGAGCCGUAAUACACCCUCCUCCCAGUCAGGAGGCAGCAUCACUCCCUGUAAGUCCCUGCUGGGAAACUCAGCCAGAGUCAGCCUCAGCGCUACCGGUAAAAAGGGCACCAGGAAUUCAAUUAACCUGGGUAACCUUCCUUCAGCAACCGGAGAAGACUUGAGCAUCAAUCUGCAUCUCAACCUCAACUUGAACCUGGCUCCUGGGUUAAACUCUAGCCGCGGACUCGUCGACACACCCAAAAACAGCAACUGUGGAGCCAUAAAGAGUGACUUAAACACAGCUUCAGCUGCCUCUUUCACUUCUCUGUCCUCUGCCACGCCCACCCCAGGAGUCAGGUCUCGUUCUCGGAUCUCAACUUGUCCGAGCAGCCUGAGCCACCGCAGUUCCCUGGAAGUUCCACCGAGCUCUGGAGCCAGUCCUGGGUUUGGGUCGUCUUCUUUCUGUCGUUCGUUAGAUUGGAGCACCGGUGCUCCGCCCGAGGUAGGACAGCCGGUGUUUGUGUCAAAUACAGGAUCAGCUCCUGGUUCUCAACGCAGCAGCUUAAUCCAAGACUCCUGCCCUAGUCCCAAACUGAGCGAAGACUCCCCCAUGGUGGGGGAGAUCUCCCGCCUCUCUGGUCUGUCUCGGGCUGUAGUGGUCGGCCUGAUGGAGCAGGGUGUGGAACUGGAUAUAGACUGCUUCCAAACAGAUUCUGCAGGUGGGGUGAGGGGCCACAGUAAAGCUCAUCUGACACCGCAGAGGGAUUCAAUUCACGACUACAGCAGGCUUACGGAGGGCACCCCUCAGAGGCCCAUCCAGCUCUCCCUUAGCGUCACUCACUCUCCUCAGUCUCCGUCCAGCCUCACCCCUCCUCUCUCGCACUCCAACAGCCCCAUACACCCAUACCAGUCUAUCCACAUCCCUCCUCCUCACUACUCCUCACAAUGCCACUACCAGCACAUCCAUUCGCCAUCUGAUAUUCCCUCCUCUACAGCCUCCUCCCCUGCUUCGCACCCCACUCCAAGGGCUCACUCUCCACCACGCCCCCUCAAGCCAUCCCCGAUGGGGGCCACCCCGCUCUCGGUUUUCCGACGGGAUUCGCCCUUCCAGUGCUCCCUGCCGCACAACAACCGAACCUCCUCUUGGGAGCAACGAGGAAUCCAACCAAGAGGUGGAUCGCUCCGACAUAGUGGAGGAGAAGGUGAGUGUGGCAGCAGGUGGAAAAAGGUGGAGAAAGACGGGCUCUACAGAGGGAAACAUUCCUCCCAUAAGUUGGUUAGGGCUGCUACUGUGAGCAGCUACGCCAAGAGAGAGGACUACAGCUCUGUUUGGGCCGAGGAUGGGGAGAAGGUGCGAUCGGCAACCCAGACGCCCAGGAAGUCCUCCGGCAAGCUCUGGAGGGGUUUUGAGGGACGCCUCUGGGGGAAAGGGUCUGAGAGUGAAAAGGAGGAGAUGGACAGAGCCGAGUAUGGAUAUGGCUGGAGUAGGGGGAGCAUUGAAAGCUGGAGGAGGGACCACCGACGAGCCAAGGGUUCCUCCGGUGGUGCCGACAGGAAGCCGAAAGUAGAUCACUCCCCCAUCUUCUCUAGAUCGAGAGGAAAAGAGGACGGGGAGAGGCGCAGCUCAAGCCUCAGGCUUUCCAGGAGGGCUCUGUUCAGAAGCGAGUCCCAGGGCCUGCUUGUGCCUCGAAACCACCGGGAGGAGCUGGCAAAAAGGGGACACUGGGUUUCCUCCUUCGAUGUGACACAGGGCAGCAUGGGGACGAGCAGAGACGAAGGCGUCAGACUGCUGAGAGCCAAGGAAGAGGACAAGCGGCUGUCCUCCACCGCCAGCCUCUUCAACCUCUCUCGCUCUCAGAGCCUAGAGGGCAGCUGCUUGUCGCUCUCCCCUCUGUCCUCACCCUCAUUUUCCCCUUCCCCUCCUCCACGGAUGCCCUUGCAGCGCUCCCGGUCGCUGAGGGAUCUGGGGAGGAAAGUAUUCGGCUCCAUGAGGUCCCUGAGUCUCAAACGAAAGCCAUCCAAGAAGUGACACUUGUACAGCAAACAAACCUCACGCUACAUUCAAAACACCAGUUGUGCUUAGUAUUAUAUCUGAUGUAAAAGGAAGUGCUACCUAAUUUUGUUUUCUUAAAGGUGAACUGAUUAAUCUGAUCUCUGGUACUGCCAGUAGCAGCUACAUGGGGGAUCCUCUCUGGCGCAUUAAGUCUUUCCAACCUGCCAUUAAAAAUCUUCACUGCUGA
Girardinichthys multiradiatus is the source of this 5638-nucleotide messenger RNA. RefSeq lists its product as uncharacterized. Bases 2176 to 5427 code for a protein of 1083 amino acids. Gene Ontology annotation, cellular component: cytoplasm. The transcript has 4 exons. The record is from RefSeq and is a predicted model, not a curated record. Lineage: Eukaryota; Metazoa; Chordata; Actinopteri; Cyprinodontiformes; Goodeidae. Gene Ontology annotation, biological process: negative regulation of nodal signaling pathway.